AUGGCUGGCGAGAUGGAGGCGAGCACGACGCGGACGAACAUCAAGCAGUGGCUGGAGGAUCAUGCACAGCAACCAGUCACAGUUGGUAUGGGCCAAAGCAUUGCCCUCAACGUGAUUACGCUUGCAGCUGGCGUGGCCAUUUGGCACCUGAAGAGAUGGUGCCGACACCUGCGGAGGAACCCCAGCAACGAGUCAGGAGGACUGCAAGAGGCUUCCCGGAGGCUGCUGGCGAACGAUGACUGUGGCGAGUACACCAGUCGAAACGCCUUUGAGUUUUCCUCGGCCUUUCUCGGCCCUACGUUCCAUGGCACUGCUCUCAACUAUCUGAUAUUUCUUCGCAUUUCUGCGGAGAUGUGUACGACGCUGACCGUUGUCUCUGCUUUUUUUGUGAUUCCUCACUGGGGCGUGCAGCCCCUUCUGCUCGGCGGUCCUCAGGGCCGGAUCUCACUGGCAAAGGAUAUUAGUGCUGAGGGUAUCUGCUUGCUCUGCCUUCUCGCCACGGUGUUCGGUGUGGUGGUCCUCAUCUUUACACAACGAAUGAAGGUGCACAUGCGUGUACGGUCGGCUAUGCAUCCUCGGACGAUGCCUCUUCUCGACCGUACGGUUUGGUUGACCCAUCUUCCGGUGGGCGACAAUUUGACCGGAUUGCCCUUCUCGCUCACCGAUCAGGAGUUUCACAUGGUCGAGCAGUCCCUCACUCGUGCGAUUGAGGAGCAUAUCCGUGAGAAGCUCCAAAUCAGUGAAGACAAAGCGAAGACAGCAGUUUUCCGUGUGCACGUGCCCUUCGUGGUGGACAAGUGGUACGACCUCGACUCCCGACAGAAGGAGACUUUCGCCAGGUUGAAGAUGAAGCGAGAUCAGCUGAGUACUCUUCAGGCGGAGCUGCACCAGCACGGCUGUCUCUGCCGGUGCUCUCCACGUCUCCGGAUAUGGUGGUUAUCUAGACAAGUCCGACGGCUUGAGCGGAAGACACAAGAUCUGAAGCACGAGCUGGACGACAUGGAGCUGUCUGCCAAGCGAAUGAGUGGCAGUGCCUUUGUAACCUUCCAGGAGCGCAAGUACAAAGCGACUUUGCUUGAAGACAUACCUUCCUGCUGGAAGUUCCAUUCCUACGCCUAUUUCAACUUCGGCCAGCCGCCUUUCUCUUCUGUUACGUUGAGGUGUCGGCGGGCACCCCAUCCAGCCGACGUGCUUUGGGAGAACUUGCAUAUCCCCUACUACAAGAGGGGUCUGCGGUUGACAAGCGCUACCUUGCUGCUUCUGGUGUUCAUGCUAGUUGUCGUCACGCCCGUGUCUGUUUCUUCGGAGCUGAACACCAUCAUCCCGGAGCUUCGGAAAGGCUCCCACGUUCUCCGUCACGCCGUGGAGCAACGCCUUGGUGUAUUCCUUCCGGACAGGGGCGGCGUUUGGCGCUGGAUGUCGAUGCAGCUGCCAACCAUGAUAAUUCUGCUCAUCAACUCCUUGCUGCUUCCUUUGAUUAUCGGCGAGAUUUGUCGCUUCACUCGGAGCCACACUCUGUCCAAGGUGGAGGUGAACCAGCUGCUGAUGAACUACGUGUUUCUCGUUUUGAAUCAGCUGCUGAUCCCAUUGCUCGGCCUCACCGGUAUCCCGGCUCUUCUGGAGUUUCUGGAGGUGAAGCUUGCGGAUCACACACAGGACAUCUCGGUGCUGCAGCUGCUGGACGGAAGCAUGUUCAGUUCACCUGGCCUCUUCUAUGUGCGCUACUUGCUGAACUGCACCUUCCUGACCAACACCAACAGUUUACUGAAUCUCAGUCAGCUUGUUGUCCGAUGGCUGCUGUCGCAACCCGAACCGUGGAUCUUUGCUUGGGGAUACUGGUAUGCCUUCACCCUUGCCAUUCUUACCACAGCCGUGAACCUCGGCGUGCUCAUGCCCUCGCUGCUACCCUGUGGUGCCCUGUUCUUCGCGAUGAAGUACAGAAUCGACAAGCACAUUCUUUCCGUGCGGGGAUUCCUCUGUGGCCCUGAGAGCCAGGGCCUCUUCAUUCCCCGGGUCCUGUUCAUUAUGCGCAUGAUUGUCGCCGGGCUCUGGCUGGUAAUCGGCAGCUCGCUGCACUUCACCGCACGCACUUUUUUCGAGGACCGGUGGACAGCCCCCGUGCCGCUGAAGGCCGUCGAGUGGUUUUCGGCCUUGCUGGUCGCAGCCGCCUUGGUUGUGUGGCUCUGGAGCUCUUGGGCCAAGGCCAGCUCACUGCACAAUGACAAGUUCGAGCUUCUGCGGUUUUCCAAGAAGGAGAAGAACUUCAUGGACAGGUGCCUGGAUUCUAUCUUCGGGAAGCUUCAGGCGGACUUGGAGAUGCAUUGGCAGAGGGUGGGGCAGCCCAAGGUCGAUAAGGCGGGUCGCUUCCCGUCAGAGGACACCAGCCUCUCUCUGGGAUCUCUGGCUUUCACGCGUCGAGACUCCACGGAGGUCGAGGAGCAGCACGGCGAGCAAGGGAUGAUCUCGCUUGUUUGGCACUGUCGCUCCUGGCUGUCAUCCUGGACGGAGUUUGCCACACGUCGCAACUUGCCGGCCGAUCUUUUCUACCUGACAUACGACGGAGCUGAUGAAAGCCCUCUGUCGUGA
Messenger RNA from Symbiodinium sp. CCMP2592, 2586 nucleotides. The record is from the annotation of a GenBank genome assembly. NCBI's taxonomy places the organism in Eukaryota, Dinophyceae, Suessiales, Symbiodiniaceae.